CUUGGACGCAAACGGUGCGAUGCCGUCCAAAAAGCACUUUGCUUCAUGCAAUGGGAGCGCUCGCGCUGAGAAACUUAAAGCACAGCACAGAGCAAAAGGGGGUCCAGUCUUCAAUGACAAAAGUCGGCGAUUAAAUUGGUGGGAUCUUCAAACAAAAGGGCGGAAUCUGGCAGAAUUUCAUCCCCCCCUGCGUAGUUGCUGUGGUAAGCAGGUUGUUCUCUUGAUCGCAGCAAAACUUUUUUAGAUGCAGCGUCUCUCUCCGUCCAGCAGGACUGAUGGCCCUGUGGCCGGCCAUCCUGUGCGCCAUCCUUCUGGGGGUCGUCUUCCUCGCAUCUGUCUUUGUAAUCGUCGCCUUUGAGGGGCAGGGGCUUGAGCGGGAGCGAAUUUGGCAAGCACGCAGCGGGCACUACAACGCGCGAUGGUUGUUGAUUUACAGAGCCUUUUGGCUGGUGUACUUCUUUGGCGUGGACUGCUAUGACGUGAGCUGGCACGGGGCGUCCGCAUUCCUGUGGUACACACAAUGGAACUUCUCCUUGGUCAUCAUCUUUUUCUUGUGUGGGACCUUGGUGAGUUCUUUGGAGUUGUGGCGGUCCCGGGCCGGGAAGCAGCACAACGAGGUGCGGGAGAUGCAGAUUCCGGGUGCAGAGGGCGACGUUGAGCUUGCCCGCAGGGGAGAGGACGAAGAGGAUAUUUGGGCAAGCGACGAGGAGGAGGAUCGGCGGCCCCUCGGCCAGCCGAAUGGAAGGAAGGUUCCAAAUGGGGUUGGGGCAAAAGGCGGGGCUGUGCCCAGGAGGAGACCAGAGGAUGAUGCGGGGGUGCUGGAAUAUGCAGUGCAGAUACUCUUCCAGACCUGCAGUUCUUCGGUUUUAUUAGUCGACACGGUCUUAUGGCUGGUCCUCUUCCCUGUCUCCGUGGAAGAGGGGCGGACGAGCGAGAUUUUGAAUUUCGUGAGCUAUAACGAGCACAUCAUAAACGCUGUUGCGAUGGCGGGGGAGUUUUGGCUCAACAGCAUGGCGUUCCCUGUAUUCCGGAUGAGUUACGUCGUUAUUUGGGCCUGCCUGUACGUUCUUCUAGAGUGGUUAGCCCACCCAUGGGGAUCAAAAUGGACCUAUUUCUUCCUCGAGUACCGGCAGCCGACGUCGAUACUUUGGUACGCAGGGUUGUUGUUACUGCAUUGCAUCUUCUUCGGGGUUUGUUAUUGGCUCUCACAAUUGAAGCAGCGGAGCCUUGAUAGAGCGGACAGCAAAGACUGGCUCCCUAUAGACCAGAAUCUUUACCGGAAAAAUGUCGUCGUUGAAAGGGAACACUUGGUGGCGGGAAAUGUUGGGCCCGCAAGUACUCCGUUCGAAAGAGUAUACUAGGACCUCGCGGCUUGCUUUUCAAGUUCUAAGUCGAAGCGUGGAAAUGCAGCCGUAACAUGAUGAUGGUUACAAGUUCUCGAUUGUGUCCAUCUUAAUCGAGUUAGUUUGCACGGUAGCAGCGCGGCUGGCAGUCAGAGAAUGAUCAGAAGCGUAACAGGCGCCGCGGCUCAGCCUAUUAGGAAGUCAGGUGCUCUUUGCAAGCUAAAGUUUGUGAUGGCGAGACUCCGAGUCAUUGGUCCAAUCGUGUCAACGCAACC
Messenger RNA from Klebsormidium nitens, 1618 nucleotides. The record is from the annotation of a GenBank genome assembly. Lineage: Eukaryota; Viridiplantae; Streptophyta; Klebsormidiophyceae; Klebsormidiales; Klebsormidiaceae.